Prunus armeniaca (apricot) is the source of this 849-nucleotide messenger RNA. The record is from the annotation of a GenBank genome assembly. NCBI's taxonomy places the organism in Eukaryota, Viridiplantae, Streptophyta, Magnoliopsida, Rosales, Rosaceae.
AUGUUCUCAAGCAGCCAAUUCGACUCCACCUCCGCCUUCUCCGGCGGCGGCUUCAUGGCUUCUCAGUCUACUCAGUUCGGUGAUUCCACUCCAUCUCCGGCCAAGAGUCGCGAGACUCACGGGUUGGUUCCUGUGACAGUGAAGCAGAUAAGCGAAUCCCAUCAAUCUGGUGAUGAAAAGUCAAAUUUUGUAAUCAGCGGGGCAGAUGUUGCUAAUGUAUCGGUGGUUGGCAUGGUAUUUGAUAAAUCUGAAAGGAACACUGAUGUUGGUUUCACUAUUGACGAUGGAACAGGGCGAAUCAAAUGCCGAAGAUGGGUGAACGAGAAUUUUGACUCAAGAGAAAUGCAGGAAAUAGAAGAUGGAAUGUAUGUUCGUGUUAAUGGACACUUGAAAGUCUUUCAAGGUGUUCGACAAAUAGUUGCCUUCUCCGUGAGGCCUGUGAAAAACUUUGAUGAAGUUACCUUUCACUUCAUUGAAUGCAUACAUACCCACUUACAGACAUCAAAGUUACAGCUGCAAGGAAAUUCUGCAACUCAACCUCAGUCUGUGGACUCAUCUCUUAGCACUCCUGUGCGGAGUGGAUCAACUGGAUACCAGACAGCCCCAUCAAACCAAUUCUCUGGGCAAGUUAGCGUUGAUGGGAUAAAGGGCUGUGAUCAGUUGGUCCUCGACUAUCUGCAGCAGCCUUCAAGCAUUGGAAAAGAAAAGGGGAUACACAGAGAUGAACUUUCCCAGCACCUGAAAGUCCCUGUGGAAAAGAUAUUGGAAGCAAUCAGAUCUCUUGAAGAGGAAGGCUUAAUAUAUUCCACGAUUGAUGAGUUUCACUACAAGUCAGCAGCAUAUGGCUAA